AUGAUUCAGAAGUUCCGUAGCUUCGAGUACUCUCGCGUUUGGCAUAUCUUUAGGGAGGUCGUCUCGGAGCCAGAGUCGACCAUUUUUGGUCCACGUGCGAAUGGAAUGGGCAGCCCCUCUGAAGGGAUUGAGGCCAUGGACUGCGACGAUGCUGAGAUCGAGCUUCUCAUCGCCACUGAGGCCAGUGCCUGGGGCUAUUUCGGAAAAAGGCUAUUGCGAAAGUUAGAAAAAGUCAAGCAGUGA
Molecule: messenger RNA, 243 nt
Organism: Colletotrichum lupini
Lineage: Eukaryota; Fungi; Ascomycota; Sordariomycetes; Glomerellales; Glomerellaceae
Exons: 4
Coding region: 1-243 (80 amino acids)
Source: RefSeq, a predicted model, not a curated record